Messenger RNA from Strongyloides ratti, 726 nucleotides. The coding region runs from base 1 to 726 and encodes 241 amino acids. The record is from RefSeq and is a predicted model, not a curated record. NCBI's taxonomy places the organism in Eukaryota, Metazoa, Nematoda, Chromadorea, Rhabditida, Strongyloididae. The transcript is spliced from 2 exons.
AUGAUUAAAAAUAUUUUUAUAUUAAUUAUUAUUUCUUUUAUAAUAUUAUUUAAUAUUUCAUUUGCUACAACACAAAUAGAAAAAGAUUGUGUUGAUUAUGAUCAUAAUUGUGCUGAUUGGAUUUCACAAAAUCCAGAACAAUGUACAAAUACUGAAUAUAUUGCUAGAAGUUGUAAAAAAUCAUGUGGAGUUUGUAUAAAAUUUUCUAAAAAAUUUGAUAUUAAAAGAUUACCUGAAAAUUUACGUCCAUUAGCAUGGCUUGUUGGUAUUUGGCGUUCUGAACAUGAUGGUAAAGUUACUUUUCCUACUAUACCAAAAUUUACUUAUGGUGAACAAAUAGAAAUAAGUAUUCCAGAUAAUGAAUUAACUGCUAGAAAAGCAUUAAAUUAUACUGCUAAUGCUUGGUCGAUUAAUGAUCAAGAAGAAUUACAUACAGAAUCAGGGUAUAUAACAGUUAAACCUGGUACUAAUCAUGUAGCAUUAAAUACAGUAAUGAGUAAUGGAUUUGUUACAAUUGAAGAAGGGCAAGUAUCAUAUAAUCAUUUAAAAUUAAAAUUAAUAGAUAUUGGAAGGAUAUCAUUUAGUCGUGAUCUUCCAGUUCAUGAUGUAGUACGUGAAUGGACAUUAUUAGAUUCAACGACACUUGAAGCUAGAUUAGAUAUGGAAACAUUAACACAUAGAAUGCAAGAACAUACAUUUAUACGUUACAAAAAAAUAUAUCCUUAA